This is a messenger RNA of Rangifer tarandus platyrhynchus (Svalbard reindeer), 1140 nucleotides long. NCBI's taxonomy places the organism in Eukaryota, Metazoa, Chordata, Mammalia, Artiodactyla, Cervidae. The record is from the annotation of a GenBank genome assembly.
AUGAGAAAUUGCAAAAUGGCCCGGGUCGCCAGUGUGCUGGGGCUGGUCAUGCUCAGCGUCGCCCUGCUGAUUUUAUCGCUCAUCAGCUACGUGUCCCUGAAAAAGGAGAGCAUCUUCACCACUCCCAAGUACGCCAACCCGGGGGCGCCCCGAAUGUACAUGCUCCACGCGGGAUUCCGGUCGCAGUUUGCGCUGAAGCUUCUAGAUUCGUCUCUGGUGCCCUUCCCGCAUUCUGUGACCCAUGAACUCCAAGCCAGACCUAAGUGGACAUUUAAUCGGACGGCGUUUUUACAUCAAAGGCAAGAAAUUCUUCAGCAUGUCGAUGUAAUAAAAAAUUUUUCUUUGACCAAGAAUAGUGUUCGGAUUGGACAACUGAUGCACUAUGAUUAUUCCAGCCAUAAAUAUGUUUUCUCUAUUAGCAAUAACUUCCGAUCACUGCUUCCAGAUGUGUCUCCCAUUGUGAAUAAGCGUUAUAACAUUUGCGCUGUGGUUGGAAAUAGCGGGAUCCUGACAGGGAGCCGGUGUGGACCACAGAUAGAUAAGUCAGAUUUUGUUUUCCGUUGCAAUUUUGCCCCUACGGAGGCUUUCCAAAGAGAUGUUGGAAGGAAAACCAACCUAACCACCUUCAACCCCAGCAUCCUGGAAAAAUAUUACAACAACCUUUUGACCAUUCAGGACCGUAACAACUUUUUUCUCAGUUUGAAAAAGCUUGACGGGGCCAUUCUUUGGAUCCCUGCCUUUUUCUUCCACACGUCGGCCACUGUUACCAGGACAUUAGUUGACUUUUUUGUUGAACACAGAGGUCAGUUAAAGCUCCAGUUGGCUUGGCCUGGAAACAUAAUGCAACAUGUCAACAGGUACUGGAAAAACAAGCACUUGUCGCCCAAACGGCUGAGCACAGGUAUUCUCAUGUACACCCUGGCGUCAGCAGUCUGUGAGGAGAUCCACUUGUAUGGAUUCUGGCCUUUCGGAUUUGACCCCAACACAAGGGAAGACCUUCCGUACCAUUACUAUGACAAAAAAGGAACCAAAUUCACCACCAAGUGGCAGGAAUCCCACCAGCUGCCGGCCGAGUUUCAGCUGUUGUACCGAAUGCAUGCGGAAGGGCUCACCAAGCUGACUCUGUCGCGCUGUGCCUGA